AUGAAGACGUCUGAGCGCGUUCUUUGUAACCUUCUCCCCGUCUCUGCUGCCGCUGCGGCUGCGGCUGCUGAUCUCGCCCUCGGAGAGCGACGGCGAGCGCGGACUCAUCUUGCCAAGUCCAGUCGUACUCGCACUGAUCUCCCAGACGCCGCCCUCAAUCGUGAUCACCGCCAAAAUCCUCGCUCUUGGCUCCCGCACAGAUGUGAUGGAAGCAGUGUGGACGGUAUCUCACAGGCUGAUGGCUUCGCAGAGAGGAAUUUGAAGGAAGAAGGCGCUGGGCUGCGCGCAGGAGGUGCUUGCUGGGAAUACGGUGUGUGUCUGUGUCUGCGCAGAGUGGUUGCUCGCGUCAAGCGAAGGCAGGAGUCAGAGCCUGCGAACGCCGACGGACUUCGCUUGCCGACGCCGGCAUUGCACUCUUUGUGUCUCUCGAAGCAACAUCCCCUCUUCUCGAACGCUCCUACAUUCCGCCAACGCUACUUGGUGAUCAAUGUGGAGAGCAUCAGAGAGGCAAGAUGGAGAAGCGAUAGCCACGGAGUCUGCUGGCUCUAUCAGCAUCAGCUGAUAGUCGUGCUGACAAUUGCAAACGCGCAAGCAUUUUAUCUCGUCCUUGACCUUGACGAAUCUAACACCACUCGAGGACAACAUUGUUGUCUGCUACAUUUGAACACAAAUUCUCUCCGCCGUAUAGCAAUCGUCCCAUCGCAAUUCACAUUCAAUCCAUUCUUCGUACAGUCCUGCGUCAACGACUCGUCCCCUUUGAAGCAACGCCAGCUUCCUCAGAUCACCACCAAAUUUCCCCGGUCCAAUCCCAACCUCAUCUUUCGCAAGAUGUAUAUCACUCAGCCUCCUCUCCCAAUCAAGGUCUCGACCAUCGAUAUUGACUCGAGGGCCUGCGCAAGACAUUGCAAAGAACGCAUGCUAGAAGAGAAUUUCGAUCUGGAUUGGAAGCCGACCCACGAAGCUCUUGGCAAAGGUGUAAAGUUGGGAGAACUCAUCGACGUCUUGCAUGAGCGGGUCCGAAGCGUCUGUCCGUACUCGAAGCCUAGAGUGGAUAGCCUUGGUGGCUUUGGCCUGACCAUUGAACUGGCGGACGCUGAGGACGAUGUCAAGCCUGGACGAGACACCUAUGAGACACAGGAGGCCAGGGAGGCGCUAGGAGAGAUCCAAGAUCUUGCAGCGGAGAACGAAACGGAAGACUCGAAGCCUUUCUGUGUUCCACGCGGGCCACAUGAGUCGCCAGUAGAGAUGGGCUAUGCCGCACUUCGUGCUAUGGAUGACGAGGAUGAGAGCGAGUCGAGUGAGGACGAGAUCCGAUACAUCGUCGUAAUAGCAUUUUUCAUUCAUCGACGCAACGCCUCGUUCCGCUCCAGUACAUCUUGCUUUCCAACUCAUUUCCUGAGAAGGUAUCAAGUGAGAAUGCCCAACCCGUCCGCCCACGCUUCAAAUUCCUUUCUCUUGUCGAUGGCUAGGGGGGCAACGUUUUGGAGCUUGAUGGUCGAACUCGGGAAAGGAGAUGUCGUUCCAGAUUUCCAUGUGGUCUUGAUGGCCGCGAGACCGGUCUUCAGAGACUCGAGUAAUAAUGUUGAGAUUUGUCAUUUCGUUGCUGGGAUGGGGUUCUCCGAGGGAGAAGUGUUGGAGAGGGGAUUGUAUGGAUUGCAGAAAGGAUGGAAGGGCCAAAAGGUCGGCGGCUGGGCUGAACUCUUUCAGGAUUCUUCAGCUUCGAUUAAUCCAUUCUCUGCGUCCGGGUCUUCAGGUUCUCGACUUUGUGUUCCUCCUCCAACGCUCCUCAUAAUAAGGUACCGUUCAUCGGUUGUCUUGUUCCCACCCCAUCCAUGCAUCGACAGCUUCAACCAGAUUCUCCGGAACCCAUGCCCAGAUGCCCUCAAUCCCGCCAAUAUAGUCCCAUCGAUAGUAGAAAGUGUCAAUCAGCGCCUAUGGAUAUCUGCCAUGCAUCGUUGCAGCACUUCCAACAGUUUGGCCAUUGGACGAGGCAUUGAAAUAAUAAUAUUGGAUCGAUGGGCAGCUAGGGCUCGGGCGGGGGCUCGGGGAAGAGAGGCCGCCAAUCAAGACCUGCAGGCAACUGCUGUGGAUUUGUUCAUAGUACAUGCCGUGAUAGGUUUUCGCAGCGCAUUGCGAUCGCGCAGCGCUCGUACAACUGAGUGCAAUGUCUGUCCCGUCGAGUUAACAUUCAUUACACCUCCGAAGAACACUGGAACCAUCAGCCCCAAGGAGAGCUUGACACCGAUGCUGGAGGCCUCGAGCAGUUACAGCUCAGUCUUUGACAUGCAGAGGCAUGGUGGGCAGCAGCAGCAGCAGCGAAGGCGACGAAGGCAGUCGGAAGCCGGACUGAGAAGGUCGACAAGUUCAUCAGAAGUGCAAUAUACGCCGCCCGGUCCUGAUGACGAAGAGGGACGGAGAAUACGCCCCGGGGGAACCACUGAUCCGAGACCACCAACGAACCCACGGCCCCGUCCAAAGCCAAGCACGCCUUCGCCUGAGACCUGUCGGUACAUCUCUGAGCAAGUGUCCGAAUCAACAGCGAGCGCCAACACUAGCAACACUUUGGGCUACCUCAGUGAUUAUGGCUCUCUCGCGGGUCCUUCUGGAACGUCAAGCUUGACAGCAGAUCUCGAUCAACUGUCCAUAUCAGGUCCAGCAAGCAAUCUCUUCGGGGUUCGGGAUGCCCGGUUCUUCGAGAUUGGACGUGUCUUCACGAUUCCAGGGGACGGCGUGGACCAGCGUUUCCAAAAUUAUGUCGUAGUCCAAAAACUCGAACAGAACCAAUGCCUUGUACUUCCAAUAACCACAUAUGGCCGUCAAGGUGUCGCUAAGACAGGUGUUGUGAAGGCCAACCACGGCACCAUCUACCAUGGUUCACGAGUGCCAGAGCCACGAUCCGACGAGCGACCACAUCUCAGGCAGCCAUCUGCAAUGGCCAUCCAAGCUUCGCAAGCGCAAGCUGCGUACCAGCGAAUGCUCAGGGAAGGGUUCACACAGUAUCAAGCGGUCGCAGCUAUGGCGCGAAGCCUCCAGGAAAGGGAUCCUAGUCUGUCUCGGGAAGGCGCCCGUGUUCAAGCCGGGUCUCCGCCAUUGUAA
Messenger RNA from Pseudocercospora fijiensis CIRAD86, 3096 nucleotides. RefSeq lists its product as uncharacterized. The record is from RefSeq and is a predicted model, not a curated record. The transcript has 21 exons. Bases 1 to 3096 code for a protein of 1031 amino acids. NCBI's taxonomy places the organism in Eukaryota, Fungi, Ascomycota, Dothideomycetes, Mycosphaerellales, Mycosphaerellaceae.